Molecule: messenger RNA, 1639 nt
Organism: Balearica regulorum gibbericeps (East African grey crowned-crane)
Lineage: Eukaryota; Metazoa; Chordata; Aves; Gruiformes; Gruidae
Source: RefSeq, a predicted model, not a curated record
AGCUGUGAAUUCUUAUAGAAGAUUGAUAGCUCUGCCAACAUUUGUCCACAAUAGAAGAUGGGUGGAUUAAUUUCAAGAUGGAGGCAGGCAAAGCCUUCCACUGUAGAAGUGUUAGAGAAAAUUGAUAAGGAAAUACAGACAUUAGAAGAAUUUAGAGAAAAAAAUCAGAGGCAACAGAAACUAUGGGUUGGAAGGCUACUUCUCUACUCUUCUCUUCUUUACCUUAUCACCUGCUUAGUUGUAUAUUUUUGGUGUCUUCCUGAUGAAUGGACAGCAAGGUUGAUUAUGACACUUCCAUUUUUUGCAUUUCCAUUGAUAAUCUGGUUUAUAAGAACACUGCUCAUUUUUUUCUUUUCCAGAAGGACAGAAAGGAAUAAUGAUGCGCUGGAAGAUUUAAAAUCUCAAAAGAAAAAAAUACUUGAGGAAGUAAUGGAGAAGGAAACAUACAAGACUGCUAAAUUAAUCCUUGAAAGGUUUGAUCCAGAAUCAAGUGCAAAGGAGGCUGAACUGCCAUCUGCUGGAACACCUGCAACCCCAAGACCCGGACAAGAAAUUCGACAGAGGACUGCUGCUCAAAGAAAUGCUGCUACGCCCCCACCUGUGACUCCUAAACAGGGCUCUCCAAAAUCACCCGUUUCAGCAUCUCCUAAUCUGCAGAGAGAUGCACCAGCUCUGAGUGGACCCCCAGAAAGAACUACUGUGCCAUCCUUGCAGUCAAAUGUUUUACCAAGGCGCCCCGGAUCCCCUGCUACUUCAGUGCCUGGAAUGGGCCUUCAUCCUCCAGGCCCUCCUUUAGCAAGACCUAUUCUUCCUCGAGAAAGAGGAGUUGUGGAUAGAGUUAUCGAAUAUUUGGUUGGCGAUGGUCCUCAGAACAGGUAUGCCCUUAUAUGUCAGCAGUGUUUUUCUCACAAUGGUAUGGCUUUGAAGGAGGAGUUUGAAUACAUAGCAUUUAGGUGUGCCUACUGCUUUUUCCUGAAUCCUGCAAGAAAAACCAGACCUCAGGCUCCACGACUUCCAGACUUCAGUUUUGAAAAAAAGCAAUCUACAGAAUUGCGAUCUGAAACUGAGCCUCUAGAACCUAGAGAGAGAAAGCCCCAGGAGACUCAACAGACAGAAGAAUCUGAAGAAGACACGGCCCAGGUCAUGGAGACAAAUGAGGCACAUGAUAAAGCACUGAGUCCUGAGCAGCUAAAUGAUAAGUUAGCUGAAGAAGUUGAAAAAGAAGAAACAGAAAACAUUUCAACAACUGAAGACUCUAUUUCAGAGUCUAUUUCAGCUGAACAAAGUGAAGAAUCUGUAAUGAAAGCAGAAUAAAGUACUUCAAGUGCCUUCUGUAGCUAGUUUUUAGCUGUUGUUACUAUUCAGGUGAGCUUUUUUUAAUGGUACAACUUAAAAAUCUUGCUUGAGCUUAAACUGCCUCAAAUGCUGCAGUAUGUCAAAGCUAUGUGUAAAAGUGGGUAUUGUAAAUUAAGCAUGUGUCUUUAAAUAAGUUAACACAGAGAAUGUAUAGUUGGUUGAAGUCUAACAGUUGUAGCCAUUGUUCAGUUUGCAUAUUUGAAAACUUAAAAGUAUAAACUUUGCUAAGGGUGACCUAUAAUUUGACAUCUCUUCAGCUGUCACAUACAAAGAGCAAUUACUG